Messenger RNA from Calidris pugnax (ruff), 3100 nucleotides. It is a transcript of the gene HHIPL2, whose product is annotated as HHIP-like 2. The record is from RefSeq and is a predicted model, not a curated record. Bases 35 to 2401 code for a protein of 788 amino acids. The transcript has 13 exons. Lineage: Eukaryota; Metazoa; Chordata; Aves; Charadriiformes; Scolopacidae.
AGAAGGGAGAGAGAAUGUAAGCAAACCGGAGUGAAUGCUGAGCUCUGUGGCUGGCAGUUCAUACAGAGAGAGGAUGAAUGAACCACACUACAAAGCAGUCCAGGAUUUCUAUACGUCUGACCUCAAGAAACCUACACAGAAGGAAAGGAAUGUUUGGUCGUGCCAUGGAAGGAGCAUCAGCAGCUCUGGAAUUCCCUUUUCUUGCCCACAGGUCUUUCUUUGCCUCUCCCUCUUGUGCCUGCUGGGCAGCCUGCUGGGGCAUCCUCAGUGUCUGGAUUACGGGCCACCUUUCCAGCCCCCUUCUGGCUUGGAGUUCUGCUCUGCCUAUGAAAACUUUGGCUGCUGUGACCAGGAGAGAGACAACAGCAUUGCUGCAAAAUACUGGGACAUCAUGGAUUACCUUGAUCCCCGGGGGCAUAAGCUGUGUGGAACGUAUAUCAAAGAUAUCCUGUGUCAGGAAUGUUCUCCAUAUGCUGCACAUCUCUACGACGCAGAAAACCCUUGGACGCCUCUAAGAAACCUGCCGGGACUCUGUUUUGACUACUGCUCCGAGCUCCACUUCAACUGCCGCUCUGCCCUCAGCCUGCUGGUGGGUGACAAGAACACCCCAGGGUGCUGCGAGGCCAACAAGACGCGCUUCUGCAACCUCCUUCACCUCCACGAUGAGGACUACUGCUUCCCCAACGUGCUGAAGAACACGGCCCUCAACCGCAACCUGGGCUCAGUGGUGGAGGACCGCAGGGGCUGCCUCCAGCUCUGCCUCACCGAGGUUGCCAACAGGCUGAGGAACCCGGUGCUCAUGGUGCACGCGAAGGACCAGACCCACCGCAUGUUUGUAGCUGAGCAGCUGGGCGUCAUCUGGGUCUACCUGCCUGAUGGCAGCCGGCUGGAGGAGCCCUUUCUGGAUAUUAAAAGCAUAGUGCUGGCUACGCCAUGGCUGGGAGAUGAGAGAGGCUUCCUGGGGAUGGCUUUCCAUCCCCAGCACAAGUACAACAGGAAGUUCUAUGUCUAUUACUCAUACAUGGAUAAGAACCGGGUGGAAAAGAUCAGGAUCAGUGAAUUGAAGGUUUUAGCAUCUGAUGUCAACAAAGCUGAUCCACUCUCGGAAAGGAAUCUUUUGGAGCUUGAAGAACCAGCUGCAAAUCAUAACGGUGGGCAGCUGCUCUUCGGUGUGGAUGGCUACAUGUAUCUGUUCACAGGGGAUGGAGGGAAAGCUGGAGACCCCUUUGGAAAGUUUGGGAAUGCUCAGAACAAGAGUGCUUUGUUGGGGAAAGUCUUGAGGAUUGACGUGGAUGGAAAAAGCCCUGAUGGAAAGCCUUAUCGCAUCCCUCCCGAUAAUCCUUUUGUGUCGGACCCCACGGCCCGCCCCGAGGUUUAUGCCUAUGGGGUGAGGAAUAUGUGGCGCUGCGCUGUCGACAGAGGGGACCCUGUCACAAAAAAGGGAAGAGGGAGGAUAUUCUGUGGGGAUGUCGGGCAGAACAGAUUUGAAGAAAUCGACAUCAUUGUUAAAGGAGGAAACUAUGGCUGGAGAGCAAAGGAGGGAUUUGAAUGCUACGACACAAAGCUUUGUCACAAUUCUUCUUUGGAUGACAUUCUUCCAAUUUUUGCCUAUGGCCGCAACGUGGGGAAGUCAGUCACCGGAGGUUACGUCUAUAGGGGAUGUGAAUCGCCCAACCUGAACGGCCUCUAUAUUUUUGGUGAUUUCAUGAAUGGUCGACUUAUGGCUUUACAGGAAGAGGAGAAGGCAAAUAAGUGGAAGAAGCAAGAUAUCUGCAUCGGCAGCACAAAAGCUUGUGCUUUCCCUGGAAUGAUCAGUUCUUACAGCAAAUUCAUCAUCUCAUUUGCUGAGGAUGAAGCAGGUGAGCUGUAUUUUAUGUCCACUUCUUAUCCCAGUGCCUAUGCACCACAUGGAUCGCUCUACAAGUUUAUUGAUCCUGCAAGGAGAGCUCCACCAGGGAAGUGUAAAUACAAGCCUGUUCCGGUGAAAACAAAGAGUAAACGGAUACCAUUCGUUCCACGUGCAAAGACUGUCCUUGAGCUGCUUAAUGAACCUUCAACAACCAAGCCUUGGAAAAAAUCUUCUACCUCCACUGCAGCCAUCCCAACUGUUUCUUCUAAGAAAGCAAAAAAGACCUCACCCACCAAAAUAAAAGCAUCAAGAGCGAAACCAGCUCCAUCUGGUAAAAAGAGACAGAAAACCAGAACUGAGGCUAAACAUCACAGGCCAAAGCAGAGAGAGAAGGUCACACAUGCUUCCAGAGCUACACCAGCACCACCCAUGCCAAAGAAGAAGAGCUCUCGCCUAACUAGAACCAAGAAGCUUCUUCAAAGGAAAGCAGCACUAGCUGAGGAAAAAGCAGAGAAGAGGAGGAGGGAGAGGAGACUAAGCAGCAGCUUUUGAAGCUCGGCUAUUUCCCAGAAGAGGCAAGUCACUUCUGAGAUGGUGAAAUAAACGGUGCCUCUCCAUUAAUGUCAGCAUUCUCAGUCUCUAUAUAUGUUCUUUUUAAACCUUAACAGCACCAGCCUCCUAAUAGUAACUCUCUGUGCAAACCCUGCUGGGAUGUGACGUCCUUCUCUGACAGAAGUAGUCAUGGGAGUUGCUGAUGGACAGUCACGGUGAAUGUUCCUCAGCAGUCCAAGCAGGAUGUUUUUACAAAUCUCUUGCUGAAAGUCUCAGAUCUGCUGUUUUUCCUCAUGAGAAUUGCAGACGGGAAGGCGGAUCGUUGCAGCUCAAGUUUAAAGCAGCAAGUAGCAAGUCAAGAUCCCUCAGAAGAUAGAUCACCACUUGGAAGGAGCCAUGACACUGAGUCUCUGCGCUUACUCCGCACUCUGGAACGGGCCCUGCUCUUUGGUUCUGCCCCUCUGCAAGCACGAGGCCAGCCUUGACAAGCCCAACAGACAGUGGUGUGGCAGUUGCUGGAGAUGGAGAAGACAGGCUGUUCCCUCAUGAGCCCAAAUUGAGCGUGUGACCCAGGUUUCUCAGGACCAGGUUCUCCUGGGUGGGAGCCGUUUCCCCAGCUGAAAAAGUCAUGGGACAGUUGAAGCAGAAGGAAAGACCUUCAAGUUCUACUGAGCUUCUGGGGACCCCCACGGCAAAGCA